Brugia pahangi is the source of this 333-nucleotide messenger RNA. The record is from the annotation of a GenBank genome assembly. Lineage: Eukaryota; Metazoa; Nematoda; Chromadorea; Rhabditida; Onchocercidae.
AUGGGAAGGAAGGCGAGAGCACAGGCACCGAGAGUACACACGUCAGACCAUCAAAGAAAAAGUGCAAGUGUAAGGGUAGCAGUGGAGAGGUUGGGGACUAGUCUUGUACCUAGUAUGACGUCACGCGCAUCAUUGUUCCCACGGAGAGAAGGCGAACACUCUCUUUCUCACCCCCGCCCCCUCACCCCUCGCUGUUCGCAAGCAGUCGACGAGAGCGAGACAGAGAGCAGGCAGAGAGUGCAGAGUCCCGAGACACGUCAUUCAUACGUCCGUCCUCUAUGCUCUCCGUCGUCUGAAGAUUGGAGUAAAACGUUGCUAACAGAUCGACGCUAG